Molecule: messenger RNA, 783 nt
Organism: Anolis carolinensis (green anole)
Lineage: Eukaryota; Metazoa; Chordata; Lepidosauria; Squamata; Anolidae
Gene: pfdn2
Product: prefoldin subunit 2
Exons: 4
Coding region: 16-627 (203 amino acids)
Biological process (GO): protein folding
Cellular component (GO): prefoldin complex; cytoplasm
Molecular function (GO): protein folding chaperone
Source: RefSeq, a predicted model, not a curated record
AUUCCAGGUUUAAAGAUGGCGGCUGAAAGAGUCCAGAUUUCAAUGCAAUGCAAACGUCGGGCCGGAAGCAGAGGCCGGAAGCGACUCAGAGGACCGGAAUUGGUUGCUGCGGCGGUUGUUAGGCGACGAGGGAAGAUGGCGGAGAACAGCAAAAGCAAGAGCGGGCCCGCGGCGGUGGCGCCUUCGUCGGGCGGAGCGGGGGCGGCGAGCAAGGCCUUGACGGCCGAGCAGGUAGUGGCUGGAUUCAACCGCUUGCGCCAGGAACAGCGAGGCUUGGCCUCCAAAGCGGCAGAGCUGGAGAUGGAGCUCAAUGAACACAAGUUAGUUAUUGAAACCCUCCGGGAAGUGGACGCGACCCGGAAGUGCUACCGGAUGGUGGGUGGGGUUUUGGUGGAGCGCACCGUCAAGGAGGUCCUCCCGGCGCUAGAAAGCAACAAAGAACAGAUCCACAAGAUCAUCGAGACGCUGAGCCAGCAGCUGCAGGCCAAAGGCCGGGAGCUGAACGAGUUCCGGGAGAAGCACAACAUCCGCCUGAUGGGCGAAGAGGAGGCCAAGGGGGCGGCGGCCAAGGAGGGGGCCGAGGGGGGCGGGGCCAAGCCCAGCGCGGCGGGGGUCCUCGUCUCCUAGCAGACCCCCCUCCCUUCCCCAAAAAAAGGACUUGACACCCCCUUGCAGCUCUCAAGAAGGCCCCCGCUACAUUAUUUUCAGCCAUUUGUUUCGGGCGUCCUCUGCUGUCAUGUAAUAUUUUUUUGGUUAAAAUAAACGUUUUCAUGUGCCCGAUAA